This is a messenger RNA of Plasmodium gonderi, 3237 nucleotides long. RefSeq names its product E3 ubiquitin-protein ligase. The transcript has a single exon. The record is from RefSeq and is a predicted model, not a curated record. NCBI's taxonomy places the organism in Eukaryota, Apicomplexa, Aconoidasida, Haemosporida, Plasmodiidae. Bases 1 to 3237 code for a protein of 1078 amino acids.
AUGAAUCAAGUUGACGAUUAUGAAUACUUUUGUCAUAGUUGUGAAAAUGUGAAACGAACAAGAGAUAUUGAAAUUAUAUCUGGAGGAGAGAUAAAAUGUAAGAGCUGCAAUAAUGUGGGAUUUGUAGAAAAAAUUGACGAAGAUGAUCCACUAAGUUUUCAUUCCAUGAAUUCAAGCAGGGAUAGACGAAAUAAUCAUGAAGAAAAUGCAAACAGUGUUUUUGUGAGUAAUUUAAAUACUCUAUAUGGAAAUGAUAGUGCUAGCAGUAGAACCUAUAAUUCUGGAAAUAAUGUUGAUGUCAAUACAGGUAACAAUGACAGGAAUAGACAAGGGAAUACAAGCAACAAUAACAAUUUUUUUGGAACGAAUGAAAAUUUUUUUAGCGAUUUGAUGAUGUUUAGAAAUAUAUAUCAGCAAAUGUUCAAUACCAAUUUAAGACCAGCUGAUACAGAUAUCCAUUUUACUGCGAAUUUUGGUUCACCCUUCGCCUCAGAAGGAGAAGCAGCAGGAGCAAAUAGUGACCCUACAUCUAGAAAUGAUGCACACGGUAGUAGAGUUUUUUUUGGAAGAAAUUAUAUAUACAACAAUGGAAACAUUGGCAGUACGAGCAGCGGUGCUAAUAGAUCUGGGGAUAGUAAUAGAACCGGGGAUGGUAAUAGAACCGGGGAUGGUAAUAGAACCGGGGAUGGUAGUAGAACCGGGGAUGGUAAUAACAGUGGAGCGAACAGAAACCAGAGAAGAAGCCCAAGAAUUAUCACUAGAGCUAUUGAUAUCACAAACAUUCCAUUGAAUUCUCCAUUAAGAUUAAAUUUCCAUGACUUGAUAGAUAAUAUUUUAACAAAUUCAUUUGAUAACAUAUCUCUGGAUCAAGUAUUAACAAUAAUUAUGGAAAGUGACCCAUCAAGAAAUGGCCCUCCACCAGCAUCUGAAGCUGUUAUAAAGAAUUUAAAAUUAGAAGUAUUAACAAAAGAAAGAGCAGAAGAAUUAGAUUCCUGUGCUAUAUGCAGAGAAGAAUAUAAAGAAAAUGACGAAGUUCAUAGAAUAACAGAUAAUGAAAGAUGUAGACAUGUUUUUCAUACUUCAUGUAUUAUUCCAUGGUUAAAAGAAAGAAACUCUUGUCCUACUUGUCGCUUUGAACUCCCAACAGACGAUCAUGAAUAUAAUUGUAAGAGAGAGGAACUAAGAGAAAGAAUAAAUUCUGAAAUUUCUAGGAAUAACAAUACCGUUAAUAAUUCCGAUACAGUAAAUGAGGUUGAUGGCAGUACUUAUAUUAGUAAUGGUGCUGCAGCAAGUUCUAAUCUUAAUGAAGAGAGAAUCUCUGGAAAUGAUGAUGCCACCACAACCCCAUGUAGGAAUGAUAAUCACGAGAUAGAAAAUCAGAACAGUGAUCCACAUUCUCAAUCAAAUGGUUGUACAACACAACCAAAUGUGAAUUCAAUUGAAUACAACAGUAGUAGAGGUGUAGAUGAAGGAAUUACCAAUGUUGCUCUCUCAGAAGAGUACGAUGUAAAUGUAGUUGAGGAGGGACUUGGGUCAGCUCAAACACAAAGCAUUUUACAAAAUAUUUUUAACACAUUUAUAUUUGGUAAUAAUGAAACAAAUAGAGUAAAUCAAGUUAUCAGUACUCCACAAACAUUUCCUGUAAGUAGCAACCGGGAUGCGAAUAGCCGUCCAAAUAUACCUGAACAGGGACAGGUGAAAGUCGAAGAAAAUAACACAGAUGUAUCGGCUACCAUGGGUGGUGAGGGUAGCGAAUCCAACAAAAAUGAGGAAAAUGAUAAAGGCAAUAAUGAUCACGUCAAUGUGAACCCGAAUGGCAGUACCAUAGGCCAGAACCCGAAUGGAAGUAACGUGGAGCAGAACCCGAAUGGCAGUACCAUAGGCCAGAACCCGAAUGGUAGUAAUGCAGGGCAGAACUCAAGCGGAGGUACCAUAAAUGAGAACCCAUCUGGAGUUGGAAAUUUCAACCAUGCUCAUAUGAGGGGAAGAUUUUAUGGAACCAUGCCCAAUGUAUUUAACAUAACAGAAAAUGUAUUCGACCCUGUGAAUAUAUUUGGAACAUCUAGCAUGUUUUCUACAGGAAACGGAUUCUCUCCUACCACAGGAUUUGUCACAUCAGCGACAUUUGGUACAGGUCCCAACAGAAUUGAGGCAUCUGCAUUUAUUGAUGUUGCAAAUGCACAUAUAAGAAAUAUGAUGAAUAGGGAUGUAAAUGGAAGGGAAAUGGAAUUAACUCCAAAUAUAAUUAGCAACAUUAAUGAAUUAUGUGAAAGAACAGAUAACGAUGGCGAGUUGAAUCGCAUAAUGAGUAGUACAAAUGGGUUCAGCAGUACAAACGUUGUAAAUAGUAUAAGCAGAACAAGUGAUACCAGUUUUGGUAACGAAAAUAAGGAGUGUCCAAGGGGUAAUGUUGAUGGAGAUUCCUGUAACAAAAGUGAAAAUUAUUCCAUAAGUCCAAGUGCAAAUGGUAAUGGUAGUGUGAUAGGAAAUAGCCAAAAUGAAAGAAAUGAUUCUAAGGAACUGCAAAGUAGAAGCACGAGGAGUACAUCUAAGAAGAACGAAAAACGGAUUUAUGAAAAGGUGAAUUUAUCAUACAGUAAUGGAUGUAAUAGCAACAACAGCAGUAGAGGAAACUGCAGAGAUAAUAGUGACAUUGAAAAAGAAGUUAUUCGAAAGAAAUCCAAAAACAAUGAAAGUGAUGAAAGUCCACCAAAUAAUUGCAACACGUGUAAUGAUACGGAUGUGAACAAUGUAUCUACCCUUCUUGGAAUAUCAAAUAAAACGACAAGCAAUAACAAAGAUGAUGAUAAUAUUGAUGCUGGUGGUAAUGAUGAUGUAACGAAGGACGAAACGAGUGAUGUCAAUAAAAAUGCCCAGAAAAAACAAAGCACUGUAAAAAAAUAUCUAUUUGAUAAAUUUAAUUGGCUAAAAGGUUAUGAUAGUAAAGAUAAAGCAAAAAAUGACAACAAUGAAAACUCAAAUCACAGUGGAAAUAAUACAGACGAUAAUAAUAUCCCUCAAACGGAGGAGAAUGAGGACAAAAAUGAGAGUUCAAUGAAUUCUGAAGGCACUGGAAAAAAUGAUAGUUCUAGUGUGCCAAAUUUUUCAAAAAAUAAUAUAAAGCGGGACUACCUCUAUCUCAACGAGAAUGGAAGUGGGAGUGGAAGUGGAAAAAGGAAAAGUAGUAAUUGUGAUGAACAGAAGAGUGAACAUGCUCAUAGCACGAAGGAAGAUUAG